This is a messenger RNA of Ceratina calcarata, 2065 nucleotides long. Its product is annotated as putative ATP-dependent RNA helicase DDX43. Lineage: Eukaryota; Metazoa; Arthropoda; Insecta; Hymenoptera; Apidae. The coding region runs from base 158 to 2035 and encodes 625 amino acids. The transcript has 11 exons. The record is from RefSeq and is a predicted model, not a curated record. Gene Ontology annotation, molecular function: RNA helicase activity; RNA binding; ATP binding.
UGCAAAAGUUCUUCAUCGGAGUCAGUUACAAUUUUGCAGUAGCUACACUUUAUAUUUUAAAAGUAAAGAGAGUUUAUAGUGGUACUACAACAUCUACAUCAACAAUUAUACAUCAAGUACAAGUAACAUCUAACGUUUAAACGACAAAACCAGAAUAAUGGAUUAUAAACAAAAUGGAAGGACGUAUUCAAGGAAUAUUAAUGAUAGAGGAAACAAUAGGAAUGAUUAUAGAAAAAGAGAGAAUACGAAUUCUUCUUAUAAGAAUCAACAAUCUGAAAAAUUUAUGAUACAGAUUGACACUGGGAAAGUAGGAAAAUUAAUUGGUAAAGGAGGAAGUAACAUUAAAGAUUUACAAGACAAAACAGGCACGAAGAUUAAAAUUGAGAGAUCAAAUGGAAACGAUACUACUGAUGUAAUCAUAAUUGGAUCUGCAGAAGGACAGGAACGUGCCAAAAAUUUAAUAGAAGAAUCAUUAAAUGAUCCUCCUCCAUAUCAAAGCCAAAGAUUAGAAAAUGACCAGAAGGAGUGUAAUAAACCAAAGAUUGAUUUUACCAAUUUUGACUGGACUGCAGCUAGCAAAAAAUGCGAUGAGUUUCAAAAGGAGAGAUGGUCGAAAUGUACUGCUAUUGUUAAAAACUUUUACAAAGAACAUCCUUCAGUGGCCAAUAUGACAAAAAAACAGGUUGCUCAUAUUAGGAAGACAAAUAACAAUAUCGAAGUAAAAUAUAUGUUUGAUGAGAAGUGUGAUGUCUCGGAGCAAUUGAGGAUACCUAAUCCAAUUGAAACGUUCGAACAAGCAUUUGAGAGUUAUCCCGAGAUACUAGAAGAAAUUAAAAAACAGGGUUUUGCUAAGCCAAGUCCAAUACAAUGUCAGGCUUGGCCUAUUCUCCUCAGUGGUAAAGACCUUAUUGGAAUUGCACAGACUGGAACAGGUAAAACAUUGGCAUUUUUGUUGCCUGCUUUAAUCCACAUUGAGGGUCAAGAAAUACCGAGAUCAGAAAGGAAUGGUCCGAACGUUCUUGUUAUGGCACCAACGAGAGAGUUGGCAUUACAAAUUGAAAGAGAAGUCAAUAAGUAUUCUUACCACGGUAUAAAGUCGGUAUGCAUAUACGGAGGCGGAAAUAGAAAGGAACAGAUAAAUGUGGUAACGAAAGGCGUCGAAAUCGUUAUUGCAACGCCUGGUAGAUUGAAUGAUCUAGUAGAAGCAAACAUUUUAAAUAUUUCCACAAUUACAUAUCUCGUGUUGGAUGAAGCUGACCGUAUGCUUGAUAUGGGUUUUGAGCCACAGAUUAGAAAGACAUUAAUUGACAUACGACCGGAUCGACAAACAGUUAUGACGAGUGCUACAUGGCCUCAAGGAGUUAGGCGUUUAGCUCAAUCUUACAUGAAAAAUCCGAUCCAAGUCUUUGUUGGAUCUCUCGACUUGGCGACUGUGCACACAGUCGUUCAAAAAAUAUUUAUAAUCGACGAAGAAGAAAAGACGAACAUGAUGUAUAAAUUUUUCCAUAACAUGGCUCCUACCGAUAAAGUGAUGGUAUUUUUCGGAAAAAAAUGUAAGGUCGACGAUGUAUCAAGUGAUUUAGCAUUAGAUGGUGUUAAAUGUCAAAGUAUACACGGAGGAAGAGAGCAGAGCGAUAGAGAACAAGCUUUAGAAGACUUAAAGACUGGCGAGGUUCAGAUUCUUUUAGCAACCGAUGUUGCUAGUCGGGGUAUUGAUAUAGAAGACGUUACACAUGUCUUGAAUUAUGAUUUUCCACGGGAUAUAGAGGAGUAUGUUCACAGAGUGGGUCGUACCGGUCGUGCCGGCCGCACCGGAGAAAGUAUAUCAUUCAUGACAAGAAAAGACUGGUCGAAUGCACAAGAAUUAAUCAAUCUUUUGGAAGAGGCUAAUCAAGAAGUACCUAAAGAAUUAAACCAAAUGGCUGAAAGGUAUGAGGCGUGGAAGAAGAAACGGGCGGCCGAAAAACAAUCCGAAAGAAUGGAUAGCAGAGGCGGUGGUUAUGGAGGUGGCAGGAGAAGUAAUAAUAGAUGGUAGUUUUUACCUCUCCAACGUUAUUGAAUGUGU